CUCCUAGAUGUUAAAAUGCUGCUUAUUUUGCACUAUUUGAAGCAUUGCUUUGUUGAAUCUAUUAGAUCCAAUGCACAUUUCGACAUGUAAUCCUCCUCAAAUUCUCUGUGAUGCAGGAAUUCUUCAAAUAGUCAAGAAUCCCUGAAAAGUCCAUUAGGUGAAACUGCUUUGAGGCAAAUGAAAAAAUCUUUCUAUACGAAUGUUCCUCUUUCAUAUAUGGAAUAUAUAGGAAAUCUUGCAUUUGAGACUCUUGGGCUAGAAUAUGGGGAAGAGAAGGAAUUAUACCAUAUUUAAGCUUUCCGAUAACUUGUGUUCUGAUUCAACUGUCUCCUGCAAACGUACAAUAGCCGAGGAUCAGAAAAGAAUUCAGCUCUAUAAGGUUAGAACUCAGUUCCGCCUGCUUCUUGAUGAAGACUACAAUUUAUUGCAAGCUGCCCAGGUAACUGUUUACUUUUAGCUUUAGAAAAACAACAUUUAAUCUUGCCAUGAACGUAUUUACCUCCUCUACCUAUAUUUUUGCAUGCUUUACUUCGUGCAGUUUGUCUUUUUCUACCUGUCUUUUGACACUAUGUUUUUUCUUUUAGAUUGAGGUGAACCAAGUAUACCACAUGGUUGCAGAUAUGAGCUGUCUUUGAAAGAGUUCAGACCUGAGGUUGAUGCUUCAUACCAAGAAAAUCAUGGCCGCUUUAUCUGAUGAGGAGAUCGCUGGAAUUAAAAAUCUUAUUAAUUCUGCCAUUUUGGACUCAGAAGUUAAGGGUGGGUUGAGAUGGCCCAUUGGCAAAGAUUCUUCAGGGGGUCGAUAUGCUGUAAUUGGUGUUUGGCACACAACUGCAAAAUCAUAUGGAAAUCCGUCAAUCAGGUUUAAGCUUCGACAUGCAGAUCGAUUUGAUUUCGGAUCUUCAACUGGUGAGGUUUCACGGGAGACCAGCCUAAAAAUGCCUGGGAUUGUAUCUCAAUUGCGAGUAGGUUUUCUUUCUAUGACAAGCAAUUAUGUUUACUUAAUUUUUAUUUGGUCUCUGUGGGCAAUACUAAUACAUCUUAUUUGGUCUCUGUGGGUAAUACAUCCGUGUGUGCGUGCAAUAGGUGUAACUUACACAAAACCAUAUCAUAAUAUUCUUAGAAACUAGAUUUGAACAUCGUACCCUGUUCCCACUUACCGAUUACAUCCACUGAAUUGGGCAAAAUAUCAUCCAAAGCAGCUGGAGCAACACAAAUUUACCGCCCUUUUGUUGGAAAUUAUUAACCUUUUGUAUGUCUUCAAAGAAUUUACGCUAAAAAGUUAUAAUUGAGAUCUACAAAAGCUCAUGUUAGCGAAUGGUCACAUAACUCGCAUGUGCUUGGAAGUACAAACAGAACCAUGCAGUGUCUCUUCAUUGUUGAAUUGAUAAGCAUUUGUGUUUUAUUUUCUAAGUUGAACCUGCACUUCUGAAAUAAUUAAUUUGAUUUACAUUCUCUUACCGUCUCUUUUAGUUUUAUUGAGCCGAGGGUCUAUCGGAAACAACCUCUCUACCCCCUCGGGUAGAGGUAAGGUCUGCGUACACACUACCCUCCCAAGACCUCACUUGUGGGAUUUUACUGGGUCAUUGUUGUUGUUGAUUUACGUUCUCUUACCAAAA
This is a messenger RNA of Nicotiana tabacum (common tobacco), 1616 nucleotides long. NCBI's taxonomy places the organism in Eukaryota, Viridiplantae, Streptophyta, Magnoliopsida, Solanales, Solanaceae. The record is from RefSeq and is a predicted model, not a curated record.